CAAGGCGUAGCGCUUCUCGAUGGUUUGUAGAUCUGUUUUCCCCCGAAUCGUUGUUCCUCAUUUGACUUUGUUGAAAAACAAGCAGCUUCGUUCAGUUUUUGUCUUGCCGGGAGAAACUUUAUGUUUAUUCGCUUGAUUAAAAUUAAGAAGCUCAGCAUGGCUCAGUGACAGCGACCCACCGACCGAACCAGUCCGGCUCAGACGCCUGCCAUGCCGCUGCCCAAUGGCCGCUCCAUCAACACCGACGACAGCGGAGACACCGAGGUUCUCCUGGGGAAGGACGCCGUUUCCCCUCGGUGCUGCUCGGCCCGUCUCAGCCUCGCCGUCCUCAUGUUCCUGGGGAUCUCCGUGGUCUACGGUCUCCGUGUCAACCUCAGCGUCGCCAUGGUCGCCAUGGUGAACGUCACGGACCCGUCCGGAGCCAGGAACACCACGGCGGAGCCGGCGUGUCCGCUGCCGUCCGGACCAGAAAACAGCAGCAGAGCCCUGCAGCAGCCGGACGGGACUCCCCAGUAUCCCUGGGACUCGGAGACUCAGGGCUGGCUGCUGGGCGCCUUCUUCUUCGGGUACCUGUGCACUCAGAUCCCAGGCGGCUACCUGGCCGGUCACUACGGGGGGAAGAUCUUCUUGGGUAUGGGUGUGUUCGGCACGGCUGUCCUCACCGUCCUCACGCCGCUGGCUGCUGGGUUGGGGUCACGCUGGCUGUUUGCUCUGCGGGCCCUGGAGGGCUUCGGUGAGGGCGUGACGUUCCCAGCCAUGAUGGCGAUGUGGACCCGGUGGGCUCCGCCCCUCGAGCGCUCCUUCCUGAUCUCCCUGUCGGGUUCUGGGGGAAGCUUCGGCGCCUGCCUGGCGCUGCCGCUCACCGGUUACAUCUGUGAACAACUGGGCUGGCCCGCUGUGUUCUACCUCUGCGGAGGCGCCGGGUGCCUCUGGUUCAUUUUCUGGUGCAUUCUCGUGUCCGACGACCCUCGAACUCACCGUCGGAUCAGCGAACAGGAGAGAGAUUACAUCAUAAACUCUAUUGGAGCUCAGGGCAAAGGUCACGGCUGGUCGCUGCCUCUUGUGUCCAUGGGGCUUUCCGUCCCGCUGUGGACCAUCAUCGUCACUCAGAUGUGCUCCAACUGGUCCUUCUACACGCUGCUCACCUCCCUGCCCACCUACAUGAAUGACAUCCUGCACUUUGACCUGCAGUCCAACGGCUUCCUGUCAGCGCUGCCGUACUUCUGCAGCGUUCCGGUCUCACUGCUGUCCGGCGUGGCUGCUGAUUGGCUCAUCAUGAGGCAGGUGUUCAGCAUCACCAACGUGCGCAAGAUCUUCACCUUCACAGGCCUGGUGCUGCCGGCGCUCUUCCUCAUCGCCGUCUGCUACGCCGGAUGCAGCCACAUCCUCACCGUCACCUUCCUCACCCUCUCCACCAGCUUAGGAGGGUCCAGCUCCGCCGGAGUCUACGUCAACCAGAUCGACAUCGCUCCCCGGUACGCCGGGUUCCUCCUGGGAAUCACCAACACGUUCGGGACGAUCCCAGGUGUUGUGGCGCCGAUCGUGACGGGAUACUUUACAGAAGAUCACACCAUGGCAGGCUGGAGGAAGGUGUUCUGGGUCGCCGCUGGGAUCAACAUUGGCGGCGCCGUCAUCUACAUGAUAUUUGGCAACGGGAAGAUCCAGGCGUGGGCCAACGAGGAGGAAAACGGUGAAGAGGAAGAGGAGGAGAGGGCAGUCGGUCCAAGUUGAAGAAAAACCAAAGAGAAGCAGCGAAGCUCAACCUGGUGAAGGAUUCGGGGCAAUUAAUCCACAGACUGACCUCAACGUACAGUUUUCACAUCUUUUGUAACAUUUUCUUCUUGUUGGAAGUUUACAUUGCUUUAAAAACUCUUUAAUUCA
Messenger RNA from Poecilia latipinna (sailfin molly), 1881 nucleotides. Its product is annotated as sialin. The record is from RefSeq and is a predicted model, not a curated record. NCBI's taxonomy places the organism in Eukaryota, Metazoa, Chordata, Actinopteri, Cyprinodontiformes, Poeciliidae. Gene Ontology annotation, molecular function: transmembrane transporter activity. The coding region runs from base 211 to 1731 and encodes 506 amino acids. Gene Ontology annotation, cellular component: apical plasma membrane. Gene Ontology annotation, biological process: monoatomic anion transport; transmembrane transport. The transcript is spliced from 11 exons.